GCCGCGGCUCCGGCCGCCCACGGCGCAGCUGCGCGCACAAAUCCACCAAACAAGACCAGCGGCGGCGGCGGCGCAAGGCUCCAACCGCAUUCAGGGAUGGACACGGACCUCGGCGGCGGCGCGGGGGUGGACAUGGACGAAGCCGAGGCGGCCUUCUUCGCGCGGCGCGGGCGGCGGUGCUGCUGCUUCCCCUGGCCCUCGUCGGCGACCACCCACCAGCGCUUCGGCGGCGGGGCGGCGGGGGUGGAGGAGGAGAGCUGGUGGCAGCGGGCCGUGGACGCCUUCCUCAAGGUGCGGGAGUGGUCGGAGCUGGUGGCCGGGCCGCGGUGGAAGACCUUCAUCCGGCGGUUCGGCCGCGGCGGAGGUCCGCGGCCGCACAACUUCGGCCGGAAGCUCAACUACGACGCGCUCAGCUACGCGCUCAACUUCGACGAGGGCCACGGCGGCAGCCCCGAGGGCGACUACACCGGCUACCGCGACUUCUCCGCCCGCUUCGUCGCCCCGCCGGCCUCCGCCAAGUCAUCCAUGGACCUCGGCGGCCGCGACGCGCCGCCGCUCUUCAACCCGCCGCCGCCACACGACGGCGCCGGCCGGGCGUGACCUCUCGUUCCCCACCCGUCGUUUCACCGGAUCAAACGAGACGGAAGGGCAAACGCGCAUCAAAGGGAUUACAAGAAGACGGUGCCCUUUCCUCGAUUGCUUCGGCUGCAAUGGCAAUGGGCGUGUUGGUGAGCGAGAUCGAUCGUCGCUUCAGUUUCCCCUGUCAUCUCCUGUUCUUUCGAUUGAGUUCUUCACUGUACAAAACAAAACAUAGAUUUGUUGCAUUCGUUGUCGCGUUGUCAUAUUGUCGCCAUGGAUUCGUCGAUCGUGCCACAGUUUUGUCCCGAAUGAAUUAAACGGUUUUUGAUCGAUCAAAUUACUCCCACUGUUUUACCUCACGGUGAGGAUUUGCCCGAAACUUGCAAGGAUGGUAAGAAACAGGAAGACCAAAUCUAAUUCCAA
Molecule: messenger RNA, 1002 nt
Organism: Oryza brachyantha (malo sina)
Lineage: Eukaryota; Viridiplantae; Streptophyta; Magnoliopsida; Poales; Poaceae
Exons: 1
Coding region: 97-600 (167 amino acids)
Source: RefSeq, a predicted model, not a curated record